Trichoderma atroviride IMI 206040 is the source of this 804-nucleotide messenger RNA. Lineage: Eukaryota; Fungi; Ascomycota; Sordariomycetes; Hypocreales; Hypocreaceae. The record is from RefSeq and is a predicted model, not a curated record.
AUGGCGUCUGACGGGGGGAGCGAGAGCCCUGCUGCAAGUAAACAGAGCCCCCCGUGGCGGCGUGGAUGGAGCUUGGCGGUCGAUACGGCUGUCGUCGUCGUCGUCGUCGUCGUCGGUCUGGAGUACUCAUUGGCAGUUGGAGGGCUGCCCCCGGCGCAAGGCUCCAGGCCACUGAACUUUGCGGCCGCUCCGCUGAACCCUGCCAGAGCUGCCAAGCUCGUGGCUGCAGAAGCACCAACGGAAGGGUGCGCAGAGUACCCAGCCCCGAUCGCCGAGUACAAGUACGCCCAGCCGCAGAGCUGGGUACAGCGCCGUGCCUGCAGCCCCGGGCCAGGCCAGCGUCGCGUCGGCUGCAACCUCCAGCAGGCGCCAAGUACCUGCGCCGGUACCAGUACCAGAGGCCAGCGCGGCAAGUACGGAGAGCCUGCUGACCCACGCCUCGAUCCGCUUGCCUUGUCCCACCCUUCACGUCGUGGUUCCUCGUUCUUCGGAUCCCCUCUACCUCUGCUCUACUUCCUCUGCUUCCCACAGCGUCCUGCUGCAUAUCCCAUCGCUGCCAGCUUCAUUGUCCAUGCGCCCUGCGGACUGAUCGCGGCGUCUCGACUGGCCUGCAACUGUCUUGCCCUGCGCAUCAGAGCCCCUGCAUUGCCAGAUUCCCACUCUGGCUGCUGGAGAAUCAAUCGCACUUUGAACUUCCAGCAGCCCAGUGUCUCAGCCGUGUCUUCUUGCAGCUUCUCAGCGGAAUCGGCCCUCUCUCCUCUUUUGCGACGCAGCCUUGGCAGAGCACGGUGCUGCCAGUAUUAA